GGAGGAUACAGACAGCUCAAGAGGUUUGCUUAGAUAAGCAGAAAAACUAAACAUUUUGACAUAGAAUUAAGCAUAAUGAUUAUGGCUCUAGAUUGCAAGAAAAAUAUGUUUCAUGUGUUUGAAAAAUGCUACAUUCUCCAACUUAUGAACAGGGGCCAAGCCCCGCUCAUGACCACCCCCAAGCCAUCCUCACCUACUUUGUGCCCCCUCAGAUUUUUGGAGUGCAUGACGCCGCUGAUAAAUAGUACAGAUAUUCAAAAGUUACAACAUUAUAGAGAACAUUAAUGAAACAAAAGUGAAGGCAUUCAUUCAUUAUUACUGUAUUUAAUCCAUAUGCUCUGUUCCAAUGUAGAAGCGUAGUGACGUUGGCACGUGUUUUACGCACGCAGACCAUAGCGUAGCCACUUAGCCUGCACUGCACUGCCUCAUUUCAUAUGGGAAUGCGAUCCUGUUACACUGCAUAAAUUGAUUGAUUUUAAUGAUAUGUGUUAGGACUUGUAGUGAAGGGAAACAUUUAGCCUAGCAUUAAUCUCUUAUGUAUAAUUCAACCUUAGGUAGCUAGAAGGAAUGGUUUAAAAUGUAAAAUGCUCAAAUCAUAUGCUCUUAUAAUAGGCCUAAUUUGUCGCAUAGUAUGCACCGGUAUUUAGGUUAGGGUUUCCCUUGUAGCCCAUGCAAUGGUCUGCCUGUCUGCAAACAAACUCCCAUCAACAAGGGCGUCUGUCUUUCGCAACAUCCAUGUAAAUAUUUACGCAUUGAAACCGCCGACGGACAACUCAAAUGUGACGCUUAUUACCACCAUGGCUAUUGGCUACUGUUCAGAUAAAUGACCACUUCAUGUCUGUUUUUGGGUCUUAUUCCGCUCAUAAAUGUGCUCAAUUCUAGUCUGACAGCUGCGGCUGUUCUCAUGAACAAAAGCGACAGGCGCGCGCCAGCAGCUGACAGCUACAGUCCUGCGCUGAAGCCUGUCUCCAUAUUCUGACAACACUUAGGGAUUUCUGGGAAGAAGAAGAAGGAGGCUAUCGAGGUUGGGACUUUGGAGAGAGAGGUAUAGAGAUAGGCACUCUGUAAAGGAGUCACAUCGAUCAGAGCACGGAGUCACAGACCAGGAGCUAGUCGAACCCUUCAACGCUCCUUUCUCUAUCAGAAGCUACCAUCCUCCCCAACCCUUUCAAGCACUACCUGGUUUUGACUUCUGUGUCGUGACCCCCUGCGUGCCAUCAUGUCGGAGAUGGAGAUUGUGGAAGACCGGGCCAAGCUGAAACAGGGCCUGGUGAAGGUGCUGCAGUGUGUUGCCACCAUCUCUUCUGCUGCGGCUGUGGUCAACCCGAUCUUCGGCGUGGCCGGCUCUCUAAUCCGAGUGGUGCUGCACCACGUGGACGAUGAGGACAUCCAGACGCUGAAGCGCGAGUUUGGCUCUGUCAACCGUGCCCUGGACAAGCUGUCCCAGCAGAACCACAGCGCCCUGCUACAGAUCAAGAAGGAGACGCUGGACGGCCAGUACUGCCGUGUGGAGGAGAACCUGCGCAAUCAGUUCCGCAAGUUCAUGGAGAUGGUGGAGGCGCGGCCCGUGCACUGCGAGCGCAAGAAGGAGGACUUUGAGGAGAGCUACUCCAACGACCUGGGAGACCAGAACCUGCACACACUCUACGAGGGCGUGGUGGGCAAGCCCAAGCUGUUCAGCCGGCCCAUCCUGGAGGUGUACCUGAAGCACUCGCAGGGCGACCGCCGCACCAUGGAGAACCUGUGCACGCGCCUCACAUACCUCUUCUGCAUCGGCCUGAUUGCCCUCAUGGGUUAUGCCGCCGUCAUCGGAGACGACGAGGAGGGUAUCAGCGACGAGUGGACCGAGAAGAUGGAGCACGUGCAGGAGAGGAUGCAAGAGGCCCUCCAGAAGUGCAAGUGAAGAGGAGAAGGAGGUGUAGAGGCUGCUCCUCUGCUACUUGUCCUCCAUACGUAGGACUUUCUCCACAUUCCCUCUAUGACCUAGGAUCCCCCAUCCUUCCUUCCAUCACUUAUCUCCUUACUCCAGGACAGCUGUGUAUACAACUCAACCAGUUAAUUGACUCUGAAUGUAGAUCACAGGAGGUUGGUGGCACCUUAACUGGGGAGAACGGGCUCAUGAUAAUAACUGGAGCGGAAUUAGAGGAAUGGUAUCAAAUACAUCAAUCACAUAGUUUCCAGGUGUUUGAUGCCAUUCCAUAUGCUCCGUUCCGGCCAUUAUUAUGAGCCUCAGCAGCCUCCUGUGAUGUGGAUUAAUUUUUCUUUACUGUUGGUAUCUAUGAGUUAGAGGUAAGUAGAUUGAAUGAAAACAGUUAGUGAUUUGCCUCAUUCACAGCAGUAGUCAAUUAACAGACCUAUAUAAUAUAUACGUGAAUGUUGAUAUGGAAACCUGCAUACACAGUGGUCUGACGAUCAACCUUUGGACUGGCUCUCAAUUAAAUGUAACUAUGCCAUUCCUGUCUUCUAAAGAGUAAGAGAGAGUGGUUUUAAUGUCUGACAAUAUUCAGCACUUAAAAAAAUAUUUUGCCUUGCCUAGAAAUUCGCUGGUGAAUUAGAGGGAGAUAGAGAGAACAGGCUCAUUCUGUUGCAUGAAUGUAAGAUUCACCAUAAUGGGUAUCUAUUUGAACAUAUAUAUAUAUACUCCAUGCAAGUCCAAUAGUGCCACUGAUGCAAACUAGCACUUUCAGUAAAAAACAUUAUCUAUACUGUGGCCACUAUUAACAGAACAGGCCAAUUACAGUUGAAGUCGGAAGUUUACAUACACCUUAGCCAAAUACAUUUAAACUCAAUUUUUCACAAUUCCUGACA
Coregonus clupeaformis (lake whitefish) is the source of this 2808-nucleotide messenger RNA. Its product is annotated as protein rapunzel-like. Bases 1220 to 1903 code for a protein of 227 amino acids. Lineage: Eukaryota; Metazoa; Chordata; Actinopteri; Salmoniformes; Salmonidae. The transcript has 4 exons. The record is from RefSeq and is a predicted model, not a curated record.